AUGGCUGGUAAUGCACUGCUGGCUGGUAUAGAAACAAACUAUGGCUAUUCAACCGUCAACGAUAGUUAUUCAUUGUAUCAAGUCUACUUUCCCUACAAUUAUACAGAUUGUUCAUGUAAACAAUAUCCAAUUACUUGCGGUCAAUGGGGUGGUGUCUUUCUGUGGGAAUUUCAGGAAGCUGAGGUCCUGUUCCUCAUGCCCGGCUUUUAUAUUGCUUGUUUCACAAUUGAAUCAUUGUUUCUGUCAACGUUUGAAUGUUAUUUUAAUCAAUCGUGUUUAGAUACCAUUAAUCAGCUGAUCGGUUUAAAUUCUCAGUUUCCCUUUAAUGCGACAGCAAUGAGUUACACGGAAUCACAAAGUCAGUACAGUGUCACAACUAAGAUUCAAGAUAUUGUUGAACAGCUGAUGAUUGAACAGUGGAAUGACGAAAUCUCGUUUGAUUCAUACUUCGAGGCAUGUAGGCCUGCUUCAUGUCUUUAUACUUACAACAAGCGAGGUGAUGCUGUCUAUGUGAUAACGACGACGAUUGGUUUAAUCGGUGGGCUGACAACUCUUUUGACUCACUUGAGUUCAUUACUCAUAUCGUAUUUGAGACGAAAGAAACGGCCUGUUCAAACAACAGAUACGAUAGUAGUAAUGGUACUACGUGGCAUCAGUAAGUUAAUUGUCAUUUUAACAAAAAGCUGGAUCACCUGCCUUUUCUAACACAGCACAGCCACUUUCUAACGUAGAUGUUGUAGCCAAAAUUAAAAUUUCAAGUUUGGCUAGCCGAAUUUAGAACUUGGCUAGCCAAAAUUAAAAUCGAGAAUCUAAUUUAAAAUUUGGCUGAAUGUUAAUUUUGCCUACAACAUAUACCUAUACCUAAGAUAUAUCUCUAUUGACCUUUGCUUCGCAUUUGUCGUAUUCUGUUUCUUUACGGAAAAGAGAACAAAAAGAACAGUAGAAAAAAUAUUCUGUGUAAUCAAGCGCUCAUAACUUACUCAUUUUUUGCAAGCUUUUCGCUUCCAUACAAGGAAUUUAAAUCGAUUUUAGACGACUUCAAUAGCUUACACAAUAACUGUUCGCGUCAUAGUAUUUGGAGGAGCUUCAUUGUCAAAUCUUACUUGCUCCGAUAUUGUCCGUUAAAAUCCUUACGAGAAAACCUCUUGAGGUUAAAAAUCACUUUUGAACUCACGAGGGAACAUAUGUAACUGACCAAUCGUUUUUUUAAUGAAAUCUAGUGGAGUAUAGGUAAAAAAACAGUGCUGAAUCCGAAUAUCGGCAUGAGACGGGCCGCUAGGCCUUGCG
This is a messenger RNA of Didymodactylos carnosus, 1287 nucleotides long. The record is from the annotation of a GenBank genome assembly. NCBI's taxonomy places the organism in Eukaryota, Metazoa, Rotifera, Eurotatoria, Philodinida, Philodinidae.